Larimichthys crocea (large yellow croaker) is the source of this 7119-nucleotide messenger RNA. It is a transcript of the gene fbxo41, whose product is annotated as F-box protein 41. The record is from RefSeq and is a predicted model, not a curated record. Bases 850 to 3357 code for a protein of 835 amino acids. The transcript has 14 exons. Gene Ontology annotation, molecular function: protein binding. Lineage: Eukaryota; Metazoa; Chordata; Actinopteri; Sciaenidae.
UUCUUUCGAUCUCAUUUGCGUCGCCUUGUGCAUGUUUAAUAUACGCGUGUGUAUGUGUGUGUGUGUGUGUGUGUUUGCAAUGAUGGCUUCAUUGCUGCUCCUGUGCAACACAUUUAUGCAACGUCGGGGAGUCCGGUCCAGCUUGCUGUGAAAACAGGAGGAUAAAAAAAAAAAAAAAAAAUCGGGGUACAUGCCGGCUCUGUCCAGGGAGAGAGGCACAGCUGCUGCCAUCAGCACCGGGCUGAAUCAAACCUGACACCGGGCCCCGUUUGUUCCGUUUUUAAGUCGGUACCGUGGCGUUUUAUUGCUCCAUGAUGACAUUUGGUGAUGCCGCUCGUCCACACCCACAUGAUAUGCUGCGUGCGAUUGAUCCAUGUGCGCUGCAGAUAUGAGGAUUAGUAGUCAUGUUUUUAUUUUUAUUUAUUUUUUUAUUUUAAUUCUAGCGCUGGAUGUGCAAAACGCUUGUCAAUCGAGAGCGCCUGCAUCAGGAGACUUUGACCGGCCUGUUUGUCCUGGAUGUGUCCGGAUUGUACCUGCUUCUCGCUGUGUUUAGAUGUGCUCCAAUGCAAGUUAAAUGUCUCGCUUUGUAUAGUGUGUGACCUCAGGCCGGGGAACCAUGAGAAACAAAGUGAAAAGACCAGCUGAAUGUUGCCACUAUGUGUGGUCGUGUGACUGAGCUGGACUCCUUCACUGCACAUGGGAUCUCUCUUCCUCCUACUGACUUGUCAUAGUCGCCCUGUUUUCACCAUGAGAGGAUCUGUCAGGUGUUUGACCUCCGUGCCCUCAUACUGGCACCUCUGUUGUGCUGCGUGAGCGCCCGACCCUCUCCUCCGGCAGUUACUGCACGGCAUGGCCUCUCUGGACCUGCCAUACCGCUGUCCUCGCUGCGGGGAGCACAAGCGCUUCCGAAGCCUGUCAUCCCUACGUGCCCACCUGGAGUACAACCACACGUACGAGACCCUCUACGUCCUCUCCAAAUCCAACAGUGUAUGUGAUGCCGCUGCUCUGCUGCCACUAGUGGCUGAGGGAGCUCUCCUCACACCCGCCAACAACAACGACCCCUUCGAGCCCCUCCGGCCUUCAGCUUUAAAGGAGCGCCGCUUCCCUUGCCGUGAGCUCCCUUGUGCGGACGACCUGAGUUUGACCCCGGCUAACUCUAAUAGUGCAGCCAGGUACAUUCCCAAUGUGGAGUUUCCCCUGGGGGAGAUUUUUAUGAAGAAAGCCAUGACAUCCGCAGACCCGGGUCCCCAUGGAAACCCCAGCACAGCUGUAGCAGUGGCAGCAAAUGUGGCGGCCAGUGCGGUCGAGGCGGCGUAUGAGGAAGGCCUGGCCAGGCUGAAGGCACGGGCGUUUGAGCGGCUGGAGCUGGAUGAAAGGCUGGAGAAGCUUUCUGAGGAGGUGGAGCAGAAAAUAGCGGCCCGCGUGGGUCGUCUUCAGGCGGAGCUGGAGAGGAAGAGCUCUGAGCUGGAGCGGGCCAAGCAGGAAAGCGAGAGGCUGGGCCAGGAGAAGCAAGACCUGGAGGACAAGGCCUCAGAGCUGUCUCGCCAGGUGGACGUCUCUGUGGAAAUGCUGGCCAACCUCAAACAGGACCUGGUGAACAAGGAGGAAGAGCUCAAUCACAAACAACAGGAAGUGGCCCAAAUUGACCAGUUCCUUCAGGAGACGGCGGCACGUGAAGCCAAUGCCAAAGUCCGGCUACAGCAGUUCAUUGAGGAGCUGCUGGACCGAGCGGACCGCGCCGAAAAACAGCUGCAGAUCAUCAGCAGCUGUGGCACCACACCGAACGGCAGCCUGGGACGCUGCAGCCUCCAGGCGUCGAAGGGCAACGGACGCCAGAGAAACUCCAGCCUCUCUGGGAGCACAAGAGGCAUGUACCAAGUAUCAGAGCGGCGUUCCUCCCCCAGCACGGGAGCAUCGGGGAGGAUCAAGUCCGUCUCACAGGGCUCUGGAGGUUACGACAGUGACAGCGUGGAGAUGCAUCCCAUGGAGGAGUGUCCCGAGGCUCAGUACUAUCACAUGCAGUGCCGGCUGGGUGAGGCGGGCUACGAGCGCUCCCCUGGAUGUGGCGGCGGUGGAUCAAGAAACUGGGGCCUGCGUAAACAGGCUAUCCAGAACUGGCAGCGGCGACCUUACAGGAACAGCACUGAAGGCGAGGAAGGUGACGUGUCAGACGUGGGCUCCCGGACCACCGAGUCUGAGGUGGAGAUGUGGGAACAAGAGAGGAGAGCUGUGGCUGAAGUCCAGCAGUCUGCCGCUCCCUAUCCUCACCACAGCAGGGCAGGAUAUCGCCCUAACGCAGGUCGGUCUGACGGGGUCUACAAGCCAUGCCGCCAUGAAAAGAGCCCGUCCAAAUCCAACGAGGUGAUCAGUCCAGAGAUCCUGAAGAUGCGUGCAGCCCUCUUCUGCAUCUUCACCUACCUGGAUACUAAAACCCUGCUGAGAGCUGCAGAGGUCUGCCGUGACUGGAAGUUUGUGGCCCGUCACCCAGCUGUGUGGACCAGAGUGCUGCUCGAGAACGCUCGCAUUUCUUCCAAGUUCCUGAGCAUAUUGUCUCAGUGGUGCACUCAGACGCACUCGCUCAUCCUGCAAAACCUCAAACCAAGACAGCGGGGGAAGAAAGAAACCAAGGAGGACUACCUGAAAAGCACACGUGGCUGUCUGGAGGAAGGACUGGAGGCGUUGUUAAAGGCCACAGGAAGUAACCUGCUGAUAUUGAAGAUUUCACACUGCCCCAACCUGCUGACUGAUCGUUCCCUCUGGCUGGCCAGCUGCUACUGCCGAGCUCUGCAGGCUGUAACCUACAGGAGUGCCACAGAUCCAGUUGGCCAGGAGGUGAUCUGGGCCCUCGGGGCAGGUUGUAGAGACAUCAUCUCCCUACAGGUGGCGCCACUACACCCAUGCCAACAACCUGCUCGUUUCAGUAACCGAUGCCUACAGACGAUUGGAAGAUGUUGGCCACACCUCCGUGCUCUCGGCGUGGGUGGGGCUGGAUGUGGCAUUCAGGGGCUGGCGUCUCUAGCGAGGAACUGCAUGCGCCUGCAGGUGCUGGAGCUGGACCAUGUGAGCGAGAUCAACCAGGAGGUGGCAGCAGAGGUUUGCAGAGAGGGCUUGAAAGGUCUGGAGAUGCUGGUGCUUACCUCCACACCGGUCACCCCCAAAGCCCUGCUCCACUUUAACAGUGUUUGCCGCAACCUGAAGUCCAUCGUGGUUCAGAUCGGCAUAGAAGACUACUUUGAGGACCCCAACAGCCCUGAAGCUAGAAAGUUGUUUGACGAGAUGGUGAACAAGCUGCAGGCUCUGAAGAAGAGACCUGGCUUCUCCAAGAUCCUCCACGUGAAAGCAGACAGUCUCUGCUAACAUCUUUUGUGCAGAUUCUUUAGAGUCUUGGAGAGAAGCCAUUUUGGCUCCAGUCAAUCAAAGAGGGGGAAAGAAAAAAAAAAUAAAAUAAAAAAAGACCCAGCUGUUUUGAGCCCACUCUGUGGAGUUGAAUACGUCUGCAGCACCGACAGAAUCAAGAGAGGAACGCAAUGAUGAACCACGGCCAAGGCUCGAUGUGCAUAAUCCUCAAGUACAACCUUCAAACAGAAAAAAAAACUCAUUUGCUAUUCCAGUAAGGAGAAAUCGUUAUCUCCUUUAUGCUGGUUGUGACUGAAAACCAGUCAGGAGGCUUAUUUGAACUAAUAAUAGCACUAUAUAUAUCACGUGAAGGGCCUGUCUUAAACUUAACAGACUCAAAUAUCCAUAACAAAACUGUCAGAUUCCUCUUUCUCAGUCAUAUUUUGCUUUCACCAUAAAAAUGGAUCGUGUCGUUGCACAGAGCCAGAUCUCUUUUUUUUUUUAAACGGCUGGAGCCAGGUGACAGCGCUGUAUUUACCUGUCUGCGAUCACAUAAAUGCUUGACACAGACUUGAGACUACCUUCAGCACUAACAUCUCGUGGGCAGGAGCACAUUAUAAAGCGUAUUUACUUUCCACAGAAGUACAAGGUUAAGAGUCCUGAGACGGGAGCUUGAUAAAGCCGAGGAUUGAAUAAAUGGUUUUCAUCCUGUCUGUCCCGUUACCGCUGUGUGCUGAAGUGGGACGACUGGCAACAAAUUACAACACUUACUGCUUCCUUACAUGCUGCAACAGCUCCGGGCACAGUGGACAGAGCAAGGACAGCACUCCCUGUAACACACCAAUCCUUGACAGUCUUCUAGCCACUGCAUGGCAGCGAUGCAUUUAGCCUCUUUUCAUCCUCUGCUUCCUCGUACGAACAAACCUGGACCCGGUGUUUUCAACGGUUGUAUUAUCCACAGACGGAUCCAUCACACAUUUUAUCUCUAUCAAAAAAAGAAAGAAAGAAAAGAAAAUGGUGCCAUUUGUAACCGUGUUUGUCCUCAUUCCAGUGAGCGUGUUCUCCAAUGUGCCAUUACCGAGGGAAGAGGGACCACGCAAAUACAUUAUUGGAAACAGCUCUUACUGAUCAUAAAGGUGUUGUGUUUCAUAUGGAACAUGGUCUCCGGCUGUAUACAGGUGUUAAAGUGUUUAUAUAUCAUGUGGGUUUCAUACUUUACCAUACUAACCAGUGCCAUUCCUAUUAGUCGUGCUCGUCCCGCCUGAGGCCCUGAACGAUCCUUAUUUAAUGUUUCAGCUGACGUCCUCUGGCUCCCUCUGCUGUUUUUUUUCAAGCACUUACAACGAGACCAGCUGAUGUGACACAGUAUCACCUUUUUAAAUAAUCUGAAUUUGUGCAAUUCAUGGCUACAAUUGAGUUCAGGAUGCGCUGCAGAAAUUCUCACAUAGUAUAAGUAGCAAUACUCUGAGGGGGUUCCAACUAUUUUACACGUUCGGAUUAAUAUGUAAUUCAUAAGAAGCACCACGCAGCCUGAGAAAAUAACCUCCAUAAUGUUAUCAGGCUUAUCUUGGCUUAGAAAUUACAAACACACAUUAAGCUGCAUUACAAGCUUGGAGUUUGAAACAAUAUGGGAAGAUGCAUCGACCAAGCAUAGAGAGUCGGGAGAAAAGUCUCAGAUCCACAAUCUUUGGAAGUUGACCCCCAUACUAAGGACCAAAAGUCAGAAUGUUUUCGCCUCUGUAGCAUCCAUUUUUAAAAAUCAGUCCCCAAACAUCAACAAAGUGCAAUACUAAAUCACUGGAGUACCCCUUUAACAUAACAGUACCCCUGUUAGACGCUGUCAAUCACUUUGAUUCAAAGAAAUCGUGCACACCGCUUUGAAACAGGCUGAAAAAAAUGAUUCACACAUCGGGCAGAACAUCACGUCUCUUCCCUCACGACACAUCAAGGAUGCCUAACGAGUUGUUCAUUCGAUCCGGUACGCUUCAUUCGUCACACGGCAACUAUUGCCACGUCUCUUGGUGACAGUUGCCGGGAAUACCGGGUUCUCCUCGCUGACGAGGAGAGCUGUGAGCGGCUGUACUUUGGUCCCUGCUUCAUAGUCAAACAUGUUUAUGAGGACUUGUGUAGCUGCAUAUUGUAGUGAUGAUGUUUCAGGUCAAUGUGUGAGAACAGUUGUGGAUGUCCAUUUCUUCAUGUUCUUCCAGUACUGAUGAUUAUUAUCCAACAAUGGUACUGAUUAUCCGCUUAUCUGGUUUCAUUGAAGGAAAUAUGUUUGCGGGAACGGUGUAAAACUUUGCUGACACAAUAGAGAAAACACAAAGCACUUGUUGAUUUUGAGUUUUAGACAAUCCUGCCUUCGCUAUCAGCUACUCUGUACAUAAUGUUUGUAAAAAAAACAACAACAACAAAAACAAGAAAAAAAUGACCAACAUUUGAUGUUAUAUAAUAUUAAGGUCAUAUUAUGAGUGGAAAAAGUUGUUUACAGGUCUUCAUUCUGUAAGCAUUUUCUCUCCAAAGUUGAAUGAAAGAUAAAUAUAGAGAAUUAUAUUAUGUAUAACAGUAGUGUUGAAAUUGCAGUUGUGUAUUAGAUACUUUAUAUUAAAUGUGCAUCAGAGUCAUAUAGAGAUGGAAAUUAUUUAAGAAGAGGAUAAAGAUGAUAAUUCAGCUAUUUAUUUCUAUAAAAAAAAAAGAGCGAUGUGUAUAAUGUUGGCAUGUUUGUGUUCGAGCAUCAAUCAUUAAGUUGCCUUCUUAACUGUUCUGCUACUGUGACAAGAAAAUUAUUAGAUGUUUAAAGAGCUUUGAUUGCCUGCAGGUUAAUAACGUUUCUCUUUAUUUGAUCCAGUCUGUUGUUGCACUAGUGAGAAAAAAAAAAGCAAAAAAAAAAAAAAAGAAGAUAUUUCAGAUGUUUAUUAUAAGAGUGUUGUUUUUAAUGUUCAGCUAUUUCUCAGUAUUUGACAAAAUAUGAUGCACUUUUUUUCCUGCACACUUUUACCGGCCCCCGUUGGUCAUCGGUUACGUCAGAGACGACACUGGUUUCUCGCGGCGUUUUCUGUUGUGGUUUGAAACCGACUUGUUCUGCUCAAACAUUCGGUAUCAUGGAUGGAAUAUUUUGGAAAUACAGCGAUUGCAUAUGAACUUCUACGACGUACACAGACGUACAGUUACACCAUCUCUCAUAUCUCAUUGGUGGGAAGUUAAAACUGAUUCAACGGCGGUUUAAGUGCUUUUUUCAGUUCAUUGCCAAUAUGACCUUAUGCUCACCUUCGUAUUUGUCUUUUGUUGUAGCUUUGCAUUAUUAAUGCAGAUUUCUCACACCAACAGUACGUUCGCUUUAUCGUGAAAAAUGGACCUGCUGAACAUGUUACAGAGCCUGCAUGCUCUGAAACUGCAGAUUAGAGGUGCCAAGUACGCCGGAGUCAUUUUUGGCUUAUCUCCAUCCUCUUGCCUCUCCAAAUAUAAAGCAGAAUAAUUUAUUUAUUUUGAUUGAGAAAGCGAAGCAUCACUUAUAAACCUGGGUGCUUCCUCGUUCACGUUUUAUUUCAUUAUUUAACGUUUUAAAUCAAGUUUUAUUCCUCCUCUGUUGCAGUUACACCCAUGUAUCAUACUGUGCAAUUGAAAAACAGUGUCUGAGUGUUCAUGUACCUCUUUGUACAUAUUUUAUGUAUGAAUGAUUGUACUCUGCCCGUUCAUCUGAAUAGUAUUUUACACAUUACCUCAACACUUAUCUGGGCAAUUAAGUGUGCAGUUUGUCUUUGUACUGUUUCAUUUUUGACUGCCGUC